AUGCUUCAUGAAGCGGAUAUAGCAGCUGUUAGGCGAGCUUUAGAAAAAGCCGAAGCACCAUUUGAAAAUUCAUUGCUUCUACAGGACUCCAUUGAUUUUGGAGAAAAGUUCAAUGAAUUACUUGCAAAAAGAUCUGUUUCUGCCAACAAAGCCAAAGAAGUCAAACAGCGAUGCACGAACUUUCUUGUGCGCUUAGUGAAGGAAUUAGUUGACAGGUUACCAGUCAAUGUGUCGGUGGUAGAAAAAAUUGAUGUUUUGUCACCCAACCGCUGCCUCUCAACCAGCAACAAACCUAACAUUGAUGAUUUUUCCUGGCAGUUCGGAGAACCUAAUAUUGACAAGGAAUCUACAAUUAACCAAUUUCGCACUUUAAGUACGAUGCGAAUAAAGGAAAUAAUUGGCACUGCUUCUCCUAAUGAUAUUGUAAAUUUCUGGGUACAGGUAUCGAAAAUGCAGAAUGCUGGAGGCGAUCCCAUAUUCAAAGAUUUGGCGGAGUUUUCCUUGCGCUGUCUUUCAUUACCUUUAAGUAAUGCAGUCGUUGAAAGAAUUUUCAGUGUGAUGGGAAGGAAAAUGUACGAUUCAAGUAGAGGUUGCGCCAGCACUAGCACAGCAUCCACAGUAAAUGUUGACGACGGCGAAGUUAUUCUAGAUGCUUUGCUAUUGCUCGCAGCAGAUGAAGCAGAAUCGGAGUGUAUAUAA
This is a messenger RNA of Chilo suppressalis (striped riceborer), 699 nucleotides long. Lineage: Eukaryota; Metazoa; Arthropoda; Insecta; Lepidoptera; Crambidae. The record is from the annotation of a GenBank genome assembly.